UGAUGCUGUGUGAAUCUCCUUGACUGUGUAGGUGGCUAUGGUAUGAUUGAUUCCUCUCAGCUCUAGCUUCCUUUCAGAUUGAUUCCUCUCAGGUGUGUUCCCUCGAUGAGAGCUCAACUGGUUAUGAGGUCUGGAACUCAAGUUGAGAGGUGAGAAAAUGCUGUGAAAACAAUGAAAUAUUUAAUAACUGCAACCAAAUAUUAGAAAUCAAUAAGUAAGUGUUAUUUCAAAAAUAUCAGAAUGUAACGGAUUAUACUUACUUACAAUUGAAUGUCAGCGUUGUGCUGCUGGUAAACCUCUGGGGAGUUGAGUACAGCAUGCUCCAAUUGCACACGCCCCCUCGUAUGCUCUCUCUCACUCGUACAAGCCUGCAACAGACAGAGAAACGACUUGGUAUAAAAUCAGUUGCCUCAGAGGAAAAUCACCAUUUACGUUAGAGAAGAGUUAAGUGAACUUAUAUACCCUACGUGAACUUCUCCCUAAUCAUCAUCUACACAAUGGAUUCAUCAUCAUCUUCAAGCUUCAUCAUACCAGACAGCCCACCAACAGAGCAGCAGCUCAACUACUGGCAGCAGCAGCAGCAGCAGAAGCAGCAGCAGAAAGCUUGCAGCUCGGCUGCCACCUCCGCUGCCACAGCUGCCGCCUCCGCUGUCUCCGCCGCCUCCUCCUCCGCCUCACCCCUGAAGAGACAGGGAAUCUUCGUUCAACGAGAGAGGGGUGAGGAGAUCGUGAUUCCGGACAGUCCUCUGCCACAAUCUACACCGGCUACCUGGGCGCCGCGACGAGCGGUGCUGUCAACUCAACCCAGCAAGCAGCCGGUGAAGAGGAGGCUAGUUUUCGAGGACGAGGCCGUGCUCACUCAAUAAAAGAAACAUGUGCCGGAAGAGGAGGAGGACAGCUCGAUCAUGCCUCUCUUGCGGGAGGAGGGGGAAGUGGAGACAGAGGAUGAGGACGAGAUGCAAUCGGAGAACUUCCUGAGAUUGUCAAAUAGCCGCGCCGAGAAGCCAUGGACGCCUCUCCGCGAGUUGGAAGAGGGCAUGCCAUAUCCGAUA
This is a messenger RNA of Nilaparvata lugens (brown planthopper), 1052 nucleotides long. RefSeq names its product runt-related transcription factor 2-like. The transcript is spliced from 2 exons. NCBI's taxonomy places the organism in Eukaryota, Metazoa, Arthropoda, Insecta, Hemiptera, Delphacidae. Bases 498 to 866 code for a protein of 122 amino acids. The record is from RefSeq and is a predicted model, not a curated record.